Aspergillus costaricaensis CBS 115574 is the source of this 971-nucleotide messenger RNA. RefSeq names its product spliceosome-associated CWC15 family protein. The record is from RefSeq and is a predicted model, not a curated record. The transcript is spliced from 8 exons. Gene Ontology annotation, molecular function: RNA binding. The coding region runs from base 22 to 726 and encodes 234 amino acids. Gene Ontology annotation, cellular component: catalytic step 2 spliceosome. Gene Ontology annotation, biological process: mRNA cis splicing, via spliceosome. NCBI's taxonomy places the organism in Eukaryota, Fungi, Ascomycota, Eurotiomycetes, Eurotiales, Aspergillaceae.
CACAGUCUAACAACCGCCACCAUGACUACGGCACACAGGCCCACGUUCGAUCCCGCACAAGGAAAGGAGGCCCUCCGCGGCCCUGCGUACCAUCAACGUCUUCUCCCGGCUUACACACACCUGAAGACACGUCAAUUCGGUCAGGGUAGUGAAGUCGAAACUCAGCAACGCGAUCUGCGCGCCGAGCUGCUCCAGGCGGAGGCUGCUCAUUUCGCCAAGAAGAACGGAGUUCCCGUGGAAGAGCCCAAAGUCGAGACCGCCACGCCCAAGCGCCAGUUGGAAGGUGGUUCACCCGGUGGUGAUGCAAAGACAGAGGAAGAAGAUCCAGAAGCCAAACGACGACGAAUACUAGAGGAAACUCGAGACAUAGAUGCAGAUUCUGAUGAGUCGGAAGAGGAUAGCAGCGAGGACGAAAGUGACGAUGAAGAGGACGAGGCUGCCGAAUUGAUGCGCGAGCUGGAGAAGAUCAAGAAAGAGAGGCUCGAGCAGAAAGAGAAAGAGGAACGCGAGCGUGCUGCACAAGAAGAGGAGCAACGCGAAGUCGAUAUCGCACGAGGCAACCCGCUGCUUAACCCCCAAGACUUCAAUGUGAAGCGUAGGUGGGAUGACGAUGUUGUGUUCAAGAACCAGGCCCGUGGUACAGAAGAUAGGAGGGGCAAGGAGUUUGUCAACGAUCUGUUGCGAUCGGACUUCCACAAGAGAUUUAUGUCGAAAUACGUCCGCUAAGCUCGUGCCCGAGAAACACACGCACUCCUUACAGCAGUCAACCCGACGACUAUUGUCCUAUCCUAGAGUUGUCAUUCGAUCUCACUCAUACCAGAUCCAGCAUCGUGGUAGAAACAACUUCCAUGGUAGCAUGCGAAUAGAGAAGCAGCACAAGCAUAUGCUUCCCAAUACAGCACAGGAAGAAAGCGCGACGACAAGCGAAAGAGUGAAUGGGUGAUCUAACACAUGGCGCUAUCAUAUUUCUU